Molecule: messenger RNA, 5532 nt
Organism: Lepus europaeus (European hare)
Lineage: Eukaryota; Metazoa; Chordata; Mammalia; Lagomorpha; Leporidae
Gene: MEF2A
Product: myocyte enhancer factor 2A
Exons: 11
Coding region: 234-1874 (546 amino acids)
Biological process (GO): positive regulation of transcription by RNA polymerase II; heart development; cell differentiation
Molecular function (GO): histone deacetylase binding; DNA-binding transcription factor activity, RNA polymerase II-specific; RNA polymerase II cis-regulatory region sequence-specific DNA binding
Source: RefSeq, a predicted model, not a curated record
GAGUCCCGGGCUGAGGGAGGCGGCUCCGGCGGCGCGGGCGCUGGUGCGGACCGGGGCUGCGGCGUGUGUGCGCCCGCCAGCGGCGCCGGAGACUCGAUCUUACAGAAAAUUUCAGCUGUAGCCCUGGACUAGAAGCUGAAAUAGUAGAAACUGUGUAUGAUGUAUUAGAAUAUUGAAGAACAUUAAUUUUUGAAUAAAGUAUUUGGAAUAUAAGGAAGGAAAGGUGCUUGAAAAUGGGGCGGAAGAAAAUACAAAUCACACGCAUAAUGGAUGAAAGGAACCGACAGGUCACUUUUACAAAGAGAAAGUUUGGACUGAUGAAGAAAGCCUAUGAACUUAGUGUGCUCUGUGACUGUGAGAUAGCACUCAUCAUUUUCAACAGCUCCAACAAACUGUUUCAGUAUGCCAGCACUGAUAUGGACAAGGUUCUCCUCAAGUACACAGAAUACAACGAGCCUCACGAAAGCAGAACCAACUCGGAUAUUGUUGAGACUUUAAGAAAGAAAGGCCUUAAUGGUUGUGAGAGCCCUGAUGCUGACGAUUACUUUGAGCACAGUCCACUCUCGGAGGACAGAUUCAGCAAACUAAAUGAAGAUAGUGAUUUUAUUUUCAAACGUGGCCCUGCUCUGAACAAGAAGGAACACAGAGGGUGCGACAGCCCAGACCCUGAUACUUCAUAUGUGCUAACUCCACAUACAGAAGAAAAAUAUAAAAAAAUUAAUGAGGAAUUUGAUAAUAUGAUGCGGAAUCAUAAAAUCGCACCUGGUUUGCCACCUCAAAACUUCUCAAUGUCUGUCACAGUCCCCGUGACCAGCCCUAAUGCUUUGCCCUACAAUAACCCAGGGAAUUCACUUGUGUCCCCAUCUUUGGCAGCCAGCUCAACUUUAGCAGAUUCAAGCAUGCUCUCUCCACCUCAAGCCACGAUACAUAGAAAUGUAUCCCCUGGAGCUCCUCAGAGACCACCAAGUACUGGUAAUGCAGGUGGGAUGUUGAGCACUACAGACCUCACAAUGCCGAAUGGAGCUGGAAGCAGCCCAGUGGGUAAUGGAUUUGUAAACUCAAGAGCUUCUCCAAAUUUGAUUGGAACUACUGGUGCGAAUAGUUUAGGCAAAGUCAUGCCUACAAAGUCUCCUCCUCCACCAGGUGGUGGCAAUCUUGGAAUGAACAGUCGAAAACCAGAUCUUCGAGUUGUCAUCCCCCCUUCAAGCAAGGGCAUGAUGCCUCCACUGAACCCUCAGAGGAUAAGCAGUUCUCAAGCCACUCAGCCUCUCGCCACCCCCGUGGUGUCUGUGACAACCCCGAGCUUGCCUCCGCAGGGACUCGUGUACUCCGCCAUGCCGACAGCGUACAACACGGAUUACUCACUGACCAGCGCUGACCUGUCGGCCCUGCAAGGCUUCAACUCCCCAGGAAUGCUGUCUCUGGGGCAGGUGUCGGCCUGGCAGCAACAUCACCUAGGACAAGCAGCCCUCAGCUCUCUUGUCGCUGGUGGGCAGUUAUCUCAGGGUUCGAAUUUAUCUAUUAAUACCAACCAAAACAUCAACAUUAAGUCAGAACCAAUUUCACCUCCCCGGGAUCGAAUGACCCCAUCAGGCUUCCAGCAACAGCAGCAGCAGCAGCAGCAGCAGCCACCACAGCCGCCGCCACCGCCACCGCCACCACAGCCGCCCCAGCCCCAGCCCCAGCCCCGGCAGGAAAUGGGGCGCUCCCCUGUGGACAGUCUGAGCAGCUCUAGUAGCUCCUAUGAUGGCAGUGACCGCGAGGAUCCACGGGGUGACUUCCAUUCUCCCAUUGUGCUUGGCCGGCCCCCAACCACCGAGGACAGAGAGAGCCCUUCUGUAAAGCGCAUGAGGAUGGACGCAUGGGUGACUUAAGGCUUCCAGGCUGAUGCUUGUCCUUUGUGUCACUGCAGUGAACUGCCCUACAUAUCUAAGUUGGUAAAUAAGGACAUGCGUUAAGUAUAUUUAUAUGUACAUACAUACAUAUAUAUCCCUUUUACAUAUAUAUGUAUGUGGGUGUGCGUGUGUGGGUGUGUGUAUGUGUGUGGCUGGGUAUGUUGCAGACACAGAAUCAGGCACUUACCUGCAAACUCCUUGUCAGUCUGCAGAUGUGUGUCCCAUGGCAGACAAAGCACCCUGUAGGCACAGACCAGUCUGGCACUUCCUUGGACUACUUGUUUCGUAAGAUAACCAGAUUUUGCAAACAAAUGUAUUCCCAUAUAUAAUUCUCCCACACUAGCUUGCAGAAACCUAGUGGGCCCCUACUUGUUUUAUUUAACUGUGCGGUGACUGUGUAGUUACUUAAGAAAAAUGCUUUGUAGAACAGAGCAGUAGAAAAGCAGGAACCAAGAAAGCAAUACUGUACAUAAAAUGUCAUUUAUAUUAAUUACCCAACCUGGCAUGGGUCUCUAUUGCAAAGGGGUGCAUGGGAAAGGGCUGUUGAUAUUAAAAAAAAAUACAAAAAUAGAAAACAAAAAAGCCCCACACAUAACUGUUUUGCACGUGCAAAAAUGUAUUGGGUCAAAGAAGUGAUCUUUAGCUAAUAAAAAAGAGAGAGAAUAGAAAACACGCAUGAGAUAUUCAGAAAAUACUAGCCUAGAAAUAUAGAGCAUUAACAGUAAAAUUAAUAUAUUAAGUUAUAAUUGGAAUAUGUCAGAAGUUUCUUUUUACAUUCAUAUCUUAAAAAUUAAAGAAACUGAUGAUUUUAGCUCAUGUAUAUUUUAUAUGAAAGAAAACUCCCUUAUGAAUUGAUGACUAUAUAUAAAAUUAUAUUCACUACUUUUGAACACAUUCUGCUAUGAAUUAUUUAUAUAAGCCAAAGCUGUAUGUUGUAACUUUUUUUUUAAGAGAAUAGUUCUAUCUUGUUUUAACUGUUUAGUUUUAUUUUAAGAGGGGAAAAAAUAUCUUGCAAGCAGAACCUUGGAAAAAAAAAGCCAUGAACACUUAUUAUUCUAUAUGUAAAUUAAAAGUUGAGCCAAACUUGUUGUGUAUAUAGCAUCUUAAAUAUAUUAUCACCUUUGAUGUAAGUACCUAUGUAUUGUAUGGUCACCAGAUUAAAAAGUAUAUUUUUGUGGAUUGCCGCCAAUCUGGGGGGAAAAGGCGAGAUCCUUAUUAAGUAGAGUAUUCACUGUUUAAUAUUUACUAUUUUGUUAAAUAUGCUGUACUUUGGAUUUUAAUUAUUAGCCCAGUUGUUUUCAGAGGAUUGUAUAGGGGGGUUUCUCCCCUCACUGGUGGGGAGUGUGUGAUGUUACAUUGUAAUCUUUGUGCUGUAUGGGUUGAGCAUCACUAUAUAUUUUAUAUGUGUACAUAAAUAGCAAAGUGGCAAAAAAUUGGUGUUAAGUUCAUCCUGCAUAAAUAUAAAAAUGUGUUGUAACAGAUUUUAUAAGGCAUUAUUUAAAAUUUGCCUUUUGUGAGGAAAAAAUAUAUAGUAGAAAAAGCUGACCUAAUUUAAUAUUACAGAAAAUGGCAAAAUAGUAGAUGAGCACAAAGGUUUUAUAAGUGGUAAAUGAUUAGGGGAAGAUAUUUGUGGGGAAAGGGAUCCAUGUUUCCUUGACCCUCUAAAAGUUGGAUGAUGAGUGGGUUACAAAGUGCUACCAUUAUCACUUGCUUUGUGUGUCGCAGUGACACUUUGGUGUGGGGAGGGAAAUUCUCUGAUGGUGCAGAUCCUUGGCCUGAUUCCUGCUGUCCUGUUUGGAAUCAGUGCCGCCCUCAGCUUGAAUUUUGAACAAGGCCUUAUUCUUACAGGAAGACACCUCAUGGGUAAGAACAAGUUCAUCUAUUGACUGGGCUUGUGCCAUGAACAGAAUUCAAAGUCCUGUAUAUCUUUUAUCGUAGGUUUUUUGAAUACUCCUUUUCCUCAGAAACUGAAAAGAAGCGUUUGAAAUGCUAUUUUAUAUUUUAAACUUAAUAAGAGCAGCUAUCUACAGUUUCUACUUACAUUGUUUCCCCCUAAAUUAUGUUUCUUUUGACACUCUUCUCGCUGUUUGUGACAGGUCCUCACCGGGGGCCCUGACUGCUGGUGGUGUUUGUACAGGACAACCCCGGGGCACUUGCAGGCUGCAGAGGGGAGAUUCUGCUUCAUUGGCAGUCUGGGUCAGAAGUUUUGGUAGAAGCCAAAAAAGAGAGGGUGACACACACUGUCUCCUCUCUGUAGUAGCACUCAAUAUUUGGCUCUUAAUCAGAAAGGAUGGGUUUUUCUUUAAAAAUGUACUUACUUCACUGAGCUACUUACAGGCACAUUCUUCAUAAGGUCACGCCUAAUCGGAACGAGACAGCCUCCCAACACUGAAUUUCUGAGAUGAUCCUUACCACUUUGUAAACCAUUUAUAGCUUUGAAGUGUUAAGUGAUUCUUUCGUUAUUAUUUAUGCAUGUUCAUGAACCUCUGCUGUAUAUUGGAAUAGGAGUUAACACAUUCACAUUUACUGUCUAUUUUCUUGUGUGCCUUAUGAGAUGGCUUUUCUGACUGUAUCUCAAUUGUCUUUCUUUCUAUGCAGGUUUAUAAUCAGUACAACUACUGUUUUCUAAAAUAUUACACAAGGCUCGGAGUUUGUAUUUAAAUUACACUGACCAAGUAACGUUGUAUUCCAUUUUCAGGAACUGAAUAUUUGACUGUUAGCCCUUGUCCCAUGUGCCCCGUGUGAUUGGGAGCAUAUGGACUCGCCAGACAUCCCUCACCCAGACACCACGUGCGAACACGUCCACAUUCCCAUCUCUUGGCGGAAACCAACCUACAGUGGGGAGGACACUAACUUUAAGUCCAUCUUUUCUAACCCUUUUAGGACUCAUGUGUUUUAUAUAAGACACCAUGACGGGAAAAUUGUAUCCCUUCAGAUGCAGUAUUUUAUUAUUAAAAACAAAAACAAAAAAAGCUUAAAUUGCACUGGUUAAAGUACAGUGUCCAACAGCUGCACUUCCCUCAGUACUCUCUGGAACUACGCUGAGAGUGAAAGCGCCAUUAUGUGUACACAGAUGGUCCCAAUCAAAACUCCAUCUUUUGAGCCCUAAUUACAUCCAUUGUGUUAUAGACUAAAUCAGGGGUUUGUUCUAAAAGAACAAUGUGUGUUUUACCAUUUCCUUUAAAUUUAAGGACAGUGUAUAAUGCAUUAACAUAAUUUCUAUAUUAACCAUCAUGCGCACAAGAAAUACAUAGUAAAUAAGGAACCUGAGAACUCCCGGCAUUGGGUCAUAAGAAGCUAGAUGAUUAGAAUGUGAAAAAGAUUUUACAAAUGUAAAACUUUUAUUUCUCUGUAGAAACUUUCUUCACUUUGCUGUGCAAGAAGACACUGCUUUGCUAUAUUUAAAAUGGCUUUUUUAAAAGAGAUUUAUGUAUUUGGUAAAUGUUUGUAGUCAACAGUUCACACACGAAGCUGUACACGGUUUGAUCUUGUAAAACCGUUUGGCGGCACAAGCUGGACUUUGUUGCCAUCCUUGAGAUGAAUCUUUUAAGAAAAAUAAGUUAAUCUCAAUUUUUCCCUGAAUGUGUUGUUUUUUCUUCAUUAUACAAUAAAUAUUAUAGUGUACUUUUUAUCAGAA